Amphimedon queenslandica is the source of this 588-nucleotide messenger RNA. Its product is annotated as DNA translocase FtsK-like. Lineage: Eukaryota; Metazoa; Porifera; Demospongiae; Haplosclerida; Niphatidae. The transcript has a single exon. The record is from RefSeq and is a predicted model, not a curated record. The annotation marks the transcript as partial.
CAAACUGAUGUCAACCCUGCAUAUGACAGACCUACUGUUCAAACUGAUGUCAAUCCAGCAUAUGACAGACUUACUGUUCAAACUGAUGCCAACCCUGCAUAUGACAGACCUACUGUUCAAACUGUUGUCAAUCCAGCAUAUGACAGACCUACUGUUCAAACUGAUGUCAACCCUGCAUAUGACAGACCUACUGUUGCAACUGAUGUCAACCCUGCAUAUGACAGACCUACUGUUCAAACUGAUGUCAACCCUGCAUAUGACAGACCUACUGUUGCAACUGAUGUCAAUCCAGCAUAUGACAGACCUACUGUUCAAACUGAUGUCAAUCCAGCAUAUGACAGACCUAUUGUUCAAACUGAUGUCAACCCUGCAUAUGACAGACCUAGUGUUCAAACUGAUGUCAAUCCAGCAUAUGACAGACCCACUGUUCAAACUGAUGUCAACCCAGCAUAUGACAGACCUAUUGUUCAAACUGAUAUCAACCCAGCAUAUGACAGACCUACUGUUCAAACUGAUAUCAACCCAGCAUAUGACAGACCUACUGUUCAAACUGAUGUCAACCCUGCAUAUGACAGACCUACUGUUGCA